Messenger RNA from Fulvia fulva, 705 nucleotides. RefSeq lists its product as uncharacterized. The coding region runs from base 1 to 705 and encodes 234 amino acids. The transcript has a single exon. The record is from RefSeq and is a predicted model, not a curated record. NCBI's taxonomy places the organism in Eukaryota, Fungi, Ascomycota, Dothideomycetes, Mycosphaerellales, Mycosphaerellaceae.
AUGACAAGUCUCAACGACCUUCGCACUCGUCUUUCGCAGGCCGAAAGAAAAGCCGAGUCACGCAAGGAAGCCUGGGAACAAGCACAAAAUGCCGAGGAAGAGGCCCGCAACGAAUGCUUCAUGGAUCCCUCAGAUGAGCAAUGGACACAAGCACGAAGAGCAACUAGGAGAGCCUUUCUGGAGGUCGACGACGCACUGAAGAAGGUUAGGCUCAUAAGACUUGAGAUCGCACAACGACUCAUGUCCAUGCCAUGGGCAGAUGACAUUGAAGAGAAUUGGGAAGCAUAUGGCACUGCGCCGCCCACAGGAAGCCGGUUCACCAGUGCUAGUUCCUCUUCGCGUCGACGCGUACCCGCUGCGCCAACAGCACGUCCGACUGUCACGUCCUUCCAAGCUAAGAUCGACCAGUGGCGUGUUGACUGCGAGGCCGCUUUCGCUGACUACGCUAACAUCAAGGUCUUCCCUGCUCCUCCUACUGACACGAAGUGUUUCAAGCAGGCGUGUCGAGUAGAGAAACGCGCUCUUACCGCCUGCAGGUGCCAGAUCCGCCACGCAUUCAGUAGCGUUCCAGGUCUUGAUUUCAAGAAGGAACGAAUCGCUUGGCAUCCAGAUAGGUUCUCACCGUGUCCAAAGGGCAAAGAAGAGUUCCAAGCGAUGGCCAAGGAGGUCUUCGUCGUGGUCGACUGGAUGUAUCGCCAAUGGUAG